This is a messenger RNA of Fusarium redolens, 1035 nucleotides long. RefSeq lists its product as uncharacterized. The coding region runs from base 1 to 1035 and encodes 344 amino acids. Lineage: Eukaryota; Fungi; Ascomycota; Sordariomycetes; Hypocreales; Nectriaceae. The transcript has a single exon. The record is from RefSeq and is a predicted model, not a curated record.
AUGUGCACCACAAACAUCUACACAUACGUCCACCCCGAUGGACGGCGCGAGCAGUGGUCUCAACCGACGCUCUGCGCAAACUCUCGCCAUGGACAGGUCUGCGCUAGCAACUUUCUCUUUGAGCACCCAGUCCAAUACGUUACCGCUCCCUACGAUGCUUCUUCUUACCCUUAUGCUACUCAACUCCCUCCUACGCCUCAGUAUAGCCCUGCUCCCUCUACACCGUCGGGCUCAUACCGCUCUGGAGAUGAAUCAGACCGCUCGUACACCAGCAACUCUAGCAAGAAGAAGCGAUCAUCUGGAGUCUACAUCAACGGUCAGAAGGUUCUUGAUCUGAACCGUCGUGAGCGUCGACCAAGCUCUCGUCACCAGGAGAGAAUUGUCUUGGUCGAUAGCCCCCCUACACCACGCACUCCUCCCCAGCAAUGGAAUGCCCCUCACACUGCCCCCGCAUCACCCAUCUCAAACACAUACAUCGUUGACUCUUCACGGGACCCUAACAAGCGCCGUCCUGUCAUCGUUGAUGAGCGAACUCUUCAGCCUGACCAGCGCCGUGUCCAAAUUGAAGUCGUUGACAACCACCACCGCUCCAAGCACCACCGCCACUCUUCAAGCGGCUCCAGAAACUCCGACCAAGAGGAAGAGCGUCGCCAACGCCGUCGCGAGGAGAAGCGCCGAGAGGAAGCUGAGCUCCGUCUCCGCACUCGCAUCGCAGAGGCCAAUGCAAAGAUUGCCAGCAGACCUGUUGCCCCAGCUCCAGCCCCUCCCAAGCGCUCCGCUACUUACAAGCGCCCCUCCGUCGAAGUCAUCGACAGCCAGGCAGUUCUCACUGAAGAGCUUCGCCGCUUGAGCUUUGAAGAGGAGCGCCGUGAGGACAAGGCACGCCGCCUUGCUCGUCGCGAGGAGAAGAAGGAGGAGGAGGCUCAACGCGAGCGUCUCCGUGAGCGCAUGCAGCCUAAGCGACGCCUUACAAUUGGCGCUGGCAGCAGACGGCCCUCUGAGAUGUACGAGCCAGGCGUGUACCGAUAUGAGUAA